This is a messenger RNA of Leptopilina boulardi, 1719 nucleotides long. It is a transcript of the gene eff, whose product is annotated as ubiquitin-conjugating enzyme E2-17 kDa. The record is from RefSeq and is a predicted model, not a curated record. The coding region runs from base 296 to 739 and encodes 147 amino acids. NCBI's taxonomy places the organism in Eukaryota, Metazoa, Arthropoda, Insecta, Hymenoptera, Figitidae. The transcript has 6 exons. Gene Ontology annotation, molecular function: ubiquitin conjugating enzyme activity. Gene Ontology annotation, cellular component: nucleus. Gene Ontology annotation, biological process: ubiquitin-dependent protein catabolic process; protein polyubiquitination.
CGAAAUACAUUCAACAUUUAAUAAUUAUCAUUCUAUUAAAUUAAAAUUUAUCAUCAAUAUAUAUAUAAUUUUAUUUGAUCACAAUUGUGAAACUAAAAAAAAAAAAAGGUUCUCUUGACUUCAUAUUUUAAUAUAAAUUUGGUUGUGUGUGAAAAAUAUAAACCGUCGCUUGAGUCACGCGGUACACCGACGUUUAGAAGGCAGCCAUCUUGUAAUCCCUAAUCAAAGAUCUCUGCCUAGCGGGUUCUCGUUGUCUGGUUUUCUGGCCAGUUUAAUAUCAAACACAGUUCGUCAAAUGGCUUUAAAACGAAUUAAUAAGGAACUUCAAGAUCUCGGAAGGGAUCCACCAGCACAAUGCUCAGCUGGACCAGUAGGUGAUGAUUUAUUCCAUUGGCAGGCAACGAUUAUGGGACCACCUGACAGCCCGUAUCAAGGAGGCGUAUUUUUCCUUACAAUUCAUUUUCCCACAGAUUAUCCUUUUAAACCUCCAAAGGUUGCAUUCACUACAAGAAUUUAUCACCCUAAUAUUAACAGUAAUGGAAGUAUUUGUUUGGAUAUUUUGAGAUCGCAGUGGUCUCCCGCACUCACUAUAUCAAAAGUGUUGUUAUCGAUAUGCUCUCUGCUGUGCGAUCCAAAUCCAGAUGAUCCUCUGGUACCUGAGAUAGCAAGGAUAUAUAAAACAGACAGAGAGAAGUACAACGAAUUGGCACGAGAAUGGACGCGCAAGUAUGCCAUGUGAUGCGCCAAUAUCCACUGAUUUCAAAUCCCAAACACCACCGUGAAGCAAAUCCCAGCCUAAAUGCCACUUACAGAUCAGCACCAAUUUAAGAAAAAAAAAUUACAAAAAAAAAAAAAUACUAAAGAAAAAAAGAAAAAAAAACCUUAGCUAUGACUCGUCUGUUCUUAAAAAAAAAACACACACAAAAAACAUAAAAAAAAAAAAAUAAAUAAAGUUCCCAAUGCGUAAAAACAAAAUAUCAAGACACACACGCAGAGUGCUCAGGCUAUAAAAUGCGAGAGAUCAUUUUUAAAAGUUUUCCUCCGCCUUUGUACACUGCGAAUUUACCAAGAUGAUGAUGAUAAUGAUAAUAAUAAUAAUAAUAAUAAUAAUAAUAAUGAUGAUGAUGAUGGCGCCGAAUACUUUCGAGGCAAUUUUAAAUAGGUGGUCAUUUUCGACGUAUAUAAAUAUAUGUAUGUACAAUUUACCUAUAUAUAUAUUUAUAAGCGAUUUGAUGAAAAAAAAAAAAAAACAAUACAUACACACACACAGAAUUUGUCCGCUUGAAUUUUUUUUCAAAUUAAAAAAAAAAAAAAAAAAAAAAAAAAGAGAAAAAAAAGAAUUUUGAAUCAAAAACCGAAGUUUAUAGGAAUAAAAUGAAAGUAGGAUUUGUAAUUUUCGAUUGAAGUUUCGUUUUUUUUUUUUUUUUUUUUUUAUUUUUUUUAUUUUUUAUUUUUUAAUUGUUUAUGCUUGUGACAAUUGUAUUCUAGAUUUAAAGUAAAAUGAAAAACCUACUUUCUCAGUAUAAUCUCGUCAAAAUGAGAAAAUUGCAAAUUUAAACUGGCACGACAGUGCACUGAUUGUUAAAAAAAAAAAAUAUUUUUUUUUUUUUUUUUAUUUAAAAAAUGCGAAAUUGAGCCCGUGUCCCCCUUUUAGAUUGACGCGGUUACCUUUUUUGUAAGACUGGGCCCUACAUAAAUACUUCUGAAACUGAAAACAAA